UGCUGCUGCUCGCUCAUCGCAAACCACCCGCACGCACGCACGCACGCACGCACAUCGGAGCAGUGUGAGGGGAGGACGGUGCUCCACGGACAACUGCGUCCCACUCCUGAGAGCAAACAUCUUUUACGACCUCCAGCACCGACUUCUGAUCGCAUCCGACUUUCACCCGAUCACAGCUUUCUCAUUCACGGCGGAGGGGAGCUGCGCGGACAUUUGAGCUUUCAGGCCUCCAAGGAUGGACUCCAUACCUGCGGGACGAGACGCCAGCUCUUCACCAAACUCCAAAGAACUUUCCUACCCGACCACCAAGAACCUGAAGCCCAACCAGGUCGGAGAGACGGUGCUGUACGGAAUACCGAUAGUGUCUUUGGUGAUAGAUGGCCAAGAGAGACUCUGCCUCGCACAGAUAUCAAACACGCUGUUGAAAACCUACAGCUAUAACGAGAUACACAACCGGCGCGUUGCGCUGGGAAUCACCUGCGUCCAGUGCACGCCUGUCCAGCUGGAGAUCCUGCGGAGAGCCGGUGCGAUGCCCAUCUCCUCCAGGCGCUGCGGGAUGAUCACCAAACGCGAGGCCGAGAGACUAUGCAAGUCCUUUCUGGGAGCUCAUGCGCCGCCUAAGCUCCCAGAAAAUUUUGCUUUCGAUGUUUCCCACGAAUGCGCCUGGGGGAGUCGAGGUAACUUCAUCCCGGCCAGAUACAACAGCUCCAGGGCCAAGUGCAUCAAGUGCUUCUAUUGCAACAUGUAUUUCUCACCAAAUAAAUUCAUAUUUCAUUCGCAUCGCACCCCUGAGUCCAAAUACACUCAGCCGGACGCAGCUAAUUUUAAUUCUUGGAGGCGGCAUCUCAAGCUGUCCGAUAAAGGGAGCCAGACAGACAUACUGCACGCGUGGGAAGACGUCAAGGCCAUGUUCAAUGGGGGCAGUCGCAAGAGGACGCUGCCCGGCUGCGGGUCCGAGUCCGGCUCUUCCCUAAAAUCACAUGGACACAGCCGUCCCCGCGAGUCACCCGACGUACCUGCAAAAAUCCUCAGCAGCGAGGACAACCGGGGAGGCAUGCCGAGCACGCGCAGCUACCCGGUCAUACCCGUGCCCAGUAAAGGCUUCGGGAUGCUGCAGAAGAUCCCGCCGCCGCUCUUCCCCCACCCGUACGGCUUCCCGGCUUUCGGCCUGUGCCAGAAGAAAGACGACGGCGCGCUGGGAGAGCAGAGCAAAGCGGGCCUCCCGGGCGUCCUGUGGCCCGGUACCAAGGACAGCGCCUAUCCUACCUUCCCCAUGUUCUGGCCCGCGACGGGCGCGCUGCCCAUGCCUCCGUACCCCCAUGCUCAUCACAAACCCCCAGCAGAGCUGCUGUGUCCUCCGAGACAGACCGACAUGGACAUCUCCGAGCACAGCGACCGGAGCACCAACACGUCCAAAGACAGCAUGGUGGACAACGACCGGUGCUCCAGCACCCAGUCGGCGCGCAACGAAGACGACAAGUCGGGAGACGAGGCGAGGCCGCUGGAGGGGAUGCCCCUCGCGCCCCGGAAAAUCAGCUACGUCUCCGCGUUCAGACCCGUGAUUAAAGACGCCGACUGCAUCGCCAAGCUGUACGGCAACAGGGGCGCGUACAACGGGGGUCGGACCGGCUAUUUAUCACCGGAUUUUUUGAGCGAGAGCUCGAGCUACAGGUCCGUGUCCCCCUGCGCGGACAGCGAGGGCGAGCCGGACGUGGACGUGGAGUCCAACAAGACCCCGGAGGAGGAGGAGGAGGAGCAGCAGCCGGAGGAGUCCCGGCCGCUGCUCGCUGCGUGCUCCCGGACUCUCGGAGGCUUGGCUCACAGCGUCUCCCCAAGCGGCUCAGACUCCAGGAGCCUGCGGCAGAGCAGUCCGCUCGAUUCCCCGAGAAUGAGGCUCCUGCACGCGGCCCCGACGUGUGACAGAGAAGUGCAGAGCAAGCAGAUCUCAGAGACCCACAUGGCCGCGUCUUUCACCGAAGUGUACACAGCGGAGAGGGCUGCGCUGCAACAAAGGAGCAGCCCGUAUCACUUCACACCUGCGAAUUACAAGACGGCAGCACUUACAACAAAUGAUGAGAGUGCAAGUAAAGAGGAGCCGUCGUCCACAGUGGGGGAGAUCGAAACGAAAUCGUUUAAUGAACAAAGCAGUGAUGAGAACCAGCGAGAGCCAGAUGACGGCGAAGACGCGCCAGCUAGAGCUCAGCCGUCACAAAGAGCCAUAGAAAGUCUGGCAAAAGAGGAGCUACAGAAGCAGCUGUUAGAGCAAGUUGAGCUGAGGAAAAAGCUGGAACGAGAAUUUCAAAACUUAAAAGAUAAUUUUCAGGAUCAAAUGAAGAGGGAACUUUCCUACAGAGAGGAGAUGGUUCAGCAGCUUCACAUCGUCAGAGAAGCUCAGGACGCUUUACACCAUUUUUCGUGUAAGAUGUUGACUCCUCGCCAAUGCAGCGGAUCCUGCUCCUUCAAAUCUCCUCUGUUACCGCCCUGAAUCAGAUUACUCAUUAGAAGGAAACAAAAGACUCCUGUCAGCCCAUGGAAAACCUCCAAGGAGUCAAAUUAAAAGAAGACUAACUUGUAAUUAUUUGUAAUAUUACAAAAUGUGUAUCACCCCCAUCAGUAUUUAUUUCAACAUCUUGCAUACAUUGUAAUUUGUUUUCCUGAAAUUAUACCUUGAUGAUAUGUAUUAUUUGUGGCAAAGUGCAAUGACAAUAUAUCUCGUAAUAGUUCUAGGUUGUGGUUUCGUUAUGGUUGUUGUUGUUGUUGCUGUUGUUGUUUUUCUUUUCAAUAAUGAUGAACCAAUUAAUUGCUCCUUGUCCUCUCAGUAAUUAAGCCUCAUUGCUGUAUUCUUCUUUGCAGGCAAAUAGUUUCCUUUAGAUGUAAUGCACUUUAAACCAAUGAUGGGAAUUACCAUUAAAAAAAAACAUGUGCAUUUAAAUAGGUCUACAUUGUAGUGGUCAAACAUGCCCUUUUGUCUGAAAACAUUGAAGUUCUAGGCUGAGGAUCACCGGUGAACUAGCAACGUAUAUUUGAGUAACCUAUUUGUUCAUGUAGCCUAAUAGUCGAUUUAAUCACUAAUAAAUAUAUUUAUUUAAUAAAGAAAUGUG
Gasterosteus aculeatus aculeatus (three-spined stickleback) is the source of this 3101-nucleotide messenger RNA. It is a transcript of the gene skor1b, whose product is annotated as SKI family transcriptional corepressor 1b. Gene Ontology annotation, molecular function: SMAD binding; DNA-binding transcription factor activity, RNA polymerase II-specific; RNA polymerase II cis-regulatory region sequence-specific DNA binding. Lineage: Eukaryota; Metazoa; Chordata; Actinopteri; Perciformes; Gasterosteidae. Gene Ontology annotation, biological process: negative regulation of BMP signaling pathway; negative regulation of transcription by RNA polymerase II. The record is from RefSeq and is a predicted model, not a curated record. Gene Ontology annotation, cellular component: nucleus; cytoplasm; transcription regulator complex.